Molecule: messenger RNA, 2747 nt
Organism: Salvelinus sp. IW2-2015
Lineage: Eukaryota; Metazoa; Chordata; Actinopteri; Salmoniformes; Salmonidae
Gene: dmrta2
Product: DMRT-like family A2
Exons: 2
Coding region: 443-1744 (433 amino acids)
Biological process (GO): regulation of transcription by RNA polymerase II; sex differentiation
Cellular component (GO): nucleus
Molecular function (GO): RNA polymerase II cis-regulatory region sequence-specific DNA binding; protein binding; DNA-binding transcription factor activity, RNA polymerase II-specific
Source: RefSeq, a predicted model, not a curated record
UAUCUAGUGGCAAUCUCUUGAGUAAGUUAGUGUCUCACGCUGGUGCGAGUAUAGCAACCUCGGCUCCUUUUAGGUGAUAUUAAGUUAAAACAGGGCACUAAUUUCUGCAAGUCUCUUGGAUUUCUCCUCGUACAUAACACGUUAAAAGUUAGUUUUUCAGUACAGAUUGUUGCUGAGUUAAUCAACUCUUGACAGGUUGCAUGGCGUUUUUAUACCUUACUCGCGCAAGUUGACAACCGGUCUUAUCUGGUUGAGGCUACGUGUCGUUAUCUUCAAUGGACAGAACACCAGUAGAUUAACCUACUUUAGAAGUUGUGCAGAGAUGUUGACAACUGUUCGACUGGUGUGAACGGUUGAACAAUUUACUCCUCAGCAUCAAUACAAACUACGCUGCUCACGUUACUUUUUCCAAUUGAUAGUAGAUAUUGAUCAGCAAUAGGACAUGGAUCUGAGACCAGAGCUCUCCACCGCGCCGUCAGGAUCCCAGGUCCACCCUGGAGUCGGAGCGUCUGUCAACAUCCCCGUCUCCAUGGCCAGUAGCUUCCUGAGGGGUCCAAUGCUAUAUCGCGCAACGGAGAAGUAUCCUCGCACCCCGAAGUGUGCCCGCUGCAGGAAUCAUGGCGUGGUAUCUGCGCUGAAGGGCCAUAAACGCUAUUGCCGCUGGAAGGACUGUAUGUGCGCCAAAUGCACCCUAAUCGCUGAGAGACAGCGCGUAAUGGCUGCACAAGUGGCUCUCCGUCGACAACAAGCUCAGGAGGAGAACGAAGCCCGGGAGCUGCAGCUCCUGUACGGGACAGCAGAAGGGUUAGCUCUGGCGGCCGCCAACGGCAUCAUACCACCUCGUCAGAAUUAUGAGGUCUUCGGUUCUGUCAACAACGAAAGUAACUCCGAUUCAAGCAUGCAGAAGUUUGAAUUGUUUCCGAAGUCCCAAAUGUCGGUAUCAGUGACCCAGCAGCAGACGGUGGGCAAAUCGGUUUCCACUGACAGCGAACCAGGGAUCUCAUCCCCAGACGGGCGUCAUGGCUCGGGCUCCGAGAAUGGAGACGGAGAGUCGUUCAUUAGCUCUCCUGUCUCCAAGGCACUGAAAGACGGAGAAGACACCCCGGGUUCGAUUAGCCCCUUAGGAUCUGACUCGGGUUCGGAGACCGACAAAGAUGAUCAAGAACCAUCGCCCUCCUCGGCCGCCUCCAGGCAAAUGAACCCCAUCGACAUAUUGACCAGAGUGUUCCCCAGCCACAAGCGAAGUGUUCUCGAACUGGUUCUACAGGGCUGCGGGAAAGACGUGGUGCAGGCCAUCGAGCAAAUUCUCAACAACAGUGGACAAGCCAAGGCCCCGGAGCAGGUGUGGACAGCAGAACGCAUGCUCCAGAGCGCACAGCCGCACCUCUCCUCCACUCCAAGGCCCAUGUUACCGGGAGCAAUGACGCUGAGCAACCGCUCCGCCUUCUCCCCUCUGCAGCCAAAUGCGCCACACUUUGGCGCGGAUCCCAGCACCUACCCCCUGAGCACCCAUCUGGGACUAAACCCCUUGCGGCUGGCCUACUCGGCCCACAGCAGAGGGCUCACCUUCAUGACACCCUACUCCACCACGGGGUUGAUGCCAACUCUGGGCUUCAGGCCGCCAAUGGACUACUCAUUCAGUGACCUCAUACGGGACAGGACACUCUUGCACAAAGACCAAGGGUACACCAAUGGCCUGUACGGGCCCCUCGUCAACAACAACCCAGACAAACCGUUAGACUGAGAAUGGGCAAUGUUUCAUUAUCUCAGUCGUGUUGGGACUAGGAUUCAAGUGGACACAUUCAGAGACGAACAAUGUAUUUGUAGCCACAAGUGUUGAAUGUUAUGGGAGAGAUCAGUAAUGUUUGAUACUCCACUGCUGUACAUAAUGCUUUGUUUUUAGUCCGUUUACUUGCCCAAAAUGGCAUYAGAACCCAAGCUCAUUUAUAUAACUUUGUUUUCUCAGAGAGAGCCUAUUAUUCCAUGGGCAUAUACACAAUUGUUGCUGUAAGUCCCCGCCAAUCAUAGUGUGUAACCUGAAAAUAUCUCGCCAAUGAAAGUAUUUUGUCUGAAACAUUACUAAAGGGGUUGCAAUUCCAGAAAAACGGACAGGCAAAUUAUUCAUCACACCAUAAUGUAUGCAGUAGCAUAAUACUGAAGUACAUAUAUGGAGCACAUCCAAAUUAUAACUUCGAUAUGGUUCCUGUAAAUUGUAGGGUUUUGUGAGAUUGAAAAAAAGUGGUGCAACCCAAUUUAACUUUUUGAAAUAUUUGGGUUGUUGUGUUUGGUGAACCUGGUGCAAUUGUUACUUUUGAAUUUUUAGUUAAAAGAAUAAAUCUGGAGGAAACAUCCAACCUUAGUUACUAAGAAAUUAUUGCUCACACUUUUUUUUAUUUUUUAGGACAGCCAAGCUCUAAAAAAAAAAACGUUCAAGUUGGAUCAAGUUAUUUCCAUAACGUUUAGGUUACUGACGUUGAACAUUACAAUCGAAAGCUUAAUUGUAAAAACGAAUGAUGUAUUGCCAUUCCUUUUCUGACUUUGUCUCCAACAAUACAUUGUAUAUUGCAUUUGAUUAUAUAAGAUUGAUUAUAUUAUAAUUGACUUUAACUGUGUACUUUAUCCGGCAUUUAUCAACUACACUACGACACUUCUCUGUUUUGUGAAAUUGCAUUUGUUUGCAAGUCUAUUGCUCCUCUGUCACAAGCUGUAGUGUCACGUGAAAUUACUGGAAAUAAAUGUUAUUUUAU